GAGCAAGAGGUGCAGCAACUGCAGGACAGAUGCUUUUCAGCACUUAGAGGGGAAGCAGAAACACAUCAGACGCUCGCGGAGGAAAGAAAGAGGAUCUGACAGAAAGACCAAAACCUUUGUGUUCCGUCUAAAUGGAUGAAUGUGCAGCUGCAGCGGUUCGUGCAAAAGAAGGAAUUAACAUGCAAAACUAGCUGAAGACUCGAGCGGAAAGACUUCGGUGAACUUCACCCCGAUCACUAUUAAGGAGAUAAAAACAAAAACAUCCUGCCCAACACAAUGAGCACCGUCUGGCCGACCGACCACUUCACCAACGCCACGACGGCCGACAACCGCUCGUGUCCUCUGGAGGAGGAGAACCUGCGUCUCCCACUGGCGGUGCUCUACUCGCUCAUCUUCCUGUUCGGCCUGGCAGGAAACCUGCUGGCUCUGUGGGUGUUCCUCUUCCUGCACUCGCGCAGAAACUCCGUGCGCGUCUUCCUCAUCAACGUGGCGCUGGCAGAUCUGGUGCUGCUGGCGUGCCUUCCUUUCCGUGUGCUGUACCAUGCUCGGGGGAACGUGUGGUCGCUGGGGCCGCACGCGUGCAAGGCGGUGGGUAACCUGUUCUACAUGAACAUGUACGUCAGCAUCACCCUGAUGGGCCUCAUCAGCCUGGACCGCUACCUGAAGAUCAUCGGCGUGAGGGGCUCUCAGAGGGGCUGCGGGCCGCGCUGGAUCAGGGGCAGCCGCUGGAGUCUGGUGACCUGCGGCCUGCUGUGGGGCAGCUCUCUGGUGAUGGUGGUGCCCAUGAUCGCGCUGACCGAGGGCAACGAGGAGGCGGAGAAGUGUUUCCACUACAAGCAGAGAAAGCAGGCCCGCGGCAAAGCCUACUUCAACCUAUUCAUGGUGGCCGUGUUCUGGCUGGUGUUCGUGGUGCUGCUGGCGUCGUACGGACGGAUCGCCCGCCGACUGCUGCGAGCCUCACGGGACAAACCCGACCUGCCCAACGCGCCGCGCCUCGCCCGCACUGCGAAGAAGUCCUUCGUGGUGCCGCUCCUGUUCACCAUCUGCUUCGCGCCGUAUCACGCCUUCAGGGGAUUCUACGUGGCGUCGCAGCUCCGAGACAUCAGCUGCGAGACGCAGCGGUUUAUGGACCUCACCAACGAGGUCAUGCUGCUGCUCUCGGCCCUCAACAGCUGCCUGGACCCCGUCAUGUACUUCGUGCUCUCGGGCUCGGUGCGCAAGGCCACGAUUCAGGCCUUUUCGCAAUUCCUACAUUUGCACCACGAAGCCGUGACAACCAACAGCUCGACCACGGAGUUUCGGAGGACGUCCAUGUCCCACGCCUCCACCGCAGCAGUGGACUCAUUACUUCGACCCUCCGCUCUAAACCCGCCUUCAGCGACGACGGAGAGUCCUGUCCGCAGAUCGCAGCUCUGACAAACUGAUCGAGUUGCACCGCGAGACGAAAGUGUUCACCAGAUUUCACCCUUGACCCACAUACUGGCCUGUGAACGUCACACGGGAAAAGGCUCACUGGUGUGAAACAAUGACUAGCUCGAAAUGUUUGCAUGGGAAAGUUCUUGAGACAGCGCUUCUGUCAGCACAUGACGGAUAUACGGCUGGACGCAGGAGAUUACCACACAUCUGGUUUGGGUUCUUCAAUCUAUCAGACAAGAUCUCAGACACAACUGUCACUGAAAUCUCACUCUUUUCAAGCUCAUGUAUUUGAGGCAGCUGCAGUGACGACACAGACGGACACAUGAAGGACGAAGGACGCCUCCUGCUGGAGGAAGAGAGCCACUGCACCUUCUCUGCUAUAUUUCAACAUGUUAGUGGACUGUUACCUCUGUGAAAACACAGCUGUGCAAAAGGGAACUGGUCUAAUUUAUCAUGAUCUCACACAGCAUGUUUAUCUGUAGAGACAGCAGCUGAUGAACUCUGCCGAGUCUGUGAUCUCAAGAACUUCAGCGUCCAUCCGAAGCGCCAAUCUGACAAUAAUCCCGCUUUAAUCGCAGAUGGACAUCACAUUAGACGGGGAUCCUGACAUCCUGCGGUGCAGCUUAUGUCAGCGGUUCCAACGCUUUCUGACCAGUGAAUCUCAUCUGUUUGUGAGCACUGGACACAAGCUGUUAAAGAUCAUCUUGACACAACUGACUUUUCUACCGUUUCUAAAUUCAUGCAUCCUAGAUCACACAGUAAUGCCAGUCACGGGUUUCAUUCCCAGUGAACGCACUAACCGAUAAACAUUAACAUUUUAAAAUGAAAGUGUCUGCCAAACGCAUAAGAGUAAAUGUCUUUUUUAAGAGCAAACAGGGGAAUAAAGAAGCCUUAUUGGGAGUGUUUACAGUGUGUUUCUCUCUUACUGAUAACUCUUAUCACCCAUGACUCAAAAAAAUGCAACGAACACACAUUUUGCCAAAAUUAAUAUGAGAUUUAUUAACAAAAUUGAAAAUAAAAUGAACGCGUGCUACUGUAAUCAUCAGUAAGAGCAGUAAUGUAGAGUAAAGUGCAUUCACGGAGCGUGUAAUGUGCUGUAGCAGUGGUGUAGGUGCAGGAAAGAAAAGUAAAACACAAAUGAGUGGUAAAAGGACACAAGAUACGGAAGCCAUGGAAUCUUCCACCUACCCUACGAAAUAACAUUAUAACCCGUCACAAUAACCUUAAAGUGUUCUUAAGUGUGAAAAUCGCACGUGUUUGAACGUCAUGGUGAGUAAAUAAUUUGCGCAUGAACUCCUCUUUAACAUGAUGAACAUGCCAGUGUUAGUGGGUAACAAUCAAU
This is a messenger RNA of Labeo rohita (rohu), 2758 nucleotides long. It is a transcript of the gene gpr34a, whose product is annotated as G protein-coupled receptor 34a. Gene Ontology annotation, molecular function: G protein-coupled purinergic nucleotide receptor activity. The record is from RefSeq and is a predicted model, not a curated record. Bases 277 to 1416 code for a protein of 379 amino acids. Gene Ontology annotation, cellular component: membrane. Gene Ontology annotation, biological process: G protein-coupled receptor signaling pathway. The transcript is spliced from 2 exons. Lineage: Eukaryota; Metazoa; Chordata; Actinopteri; Cypriniformes; Cyprinidae.